Molecule: messenger RNA, 1070 nt
Organism: Suillus bovinus
Lineage: Eukaryota; Fungi; Basidiomycota; Agaricomycetes; Boletales; Suillaceae
Exons: 2
Coding region: 66-827 (253 amino acids)
Source: RefSeq, a predicted model, not a curated record
GUGCAUCUUGUUAUAUAUGCAACAAUGCAUCACGGUCGCUCAUUCCAUUCUUCUUUCUCCCCAUCAUGACCUCCUACCUUCAAAAGGCAGGUACGAGGCUAUUUGAAAAGAACCUCGAGCAAUACCGACCCGAAGACCCGUUGUACGAGUUUUAUACUGACAAGCACGGCAAACAACGCCGCAGAAAGCGUGCGAUACCUCCCGGCCUUUCAGCACGUGAUGCAAAGAUUCUCAAGUCGGUGCAGCGCCGUGCCCAUUACCUAGACAAAGGCUUCUCCAUUUGUGGCCUGCGAUUUGGCUGGACCUUCAUUAUCGGUAUUAUCCCUGGCGCUGGCGAUGUUGCCGAUGUCACACUUAAUUAUUUCCUGGUCGUCCGCAAAGCAAGGCAAGCUGAACUACCAGGCUGGCUCGUGCGCCGCAUGCUCCUCAACAAUGCAAUAUCGGCUUUGAGCGGCCUAGUGCCCGUAGCGGGCGAUGUUGUCAUGGCCGUGUUCAAGGCGAAUUCAAGGAACGCCGCGCUUCUGGAGGAGUUUUUAAGGAUAAGAGGGGAUGAAUUCUUGAAGAUGCAGGCAGAUGAAGCGCAGGGAACGGGUCAGAGUGUGCCUAAGAAAGAUUCGCAACAGGUUAAGCCUGGCGCGGGCAUGUCAGACGAUACGGCGGCGACUGCACCACAGGAGAAGACCAAAUUUUUGUCUUGGAGCCAUCCGAGCCGCAAAGGAAAGGAGCGCGCCCCCACCCCGGGUGAAAGAGGAAGGUUUGUUGAGCAUGAUGUGGAAUUAGGUGCUGCUCCACUCGUGGAGAAGCGCAGCAGAAAAGAUGACGUUUGAUUGGAGGUUAAAACAGAUCUAGCAUUAAAUGUGGUAUACACGAACUUUUUUUUCUGGACCCAUCUUCUAUUCAGUGUUUUCUAUACCAUACUACCCCUGUACUUUGGCCAUAUGUAGUUUAUAUCGUCUGUUGUCUUACGUUUAAGUGGAUCAAUCAUAUCACAGGAGCCUAAGAUAGGUGUGGAGUCUGGACUAGCUGUAUGUGCGUACGGGUCAUUCAUAAUCAAGACGCGUUACCCGUCA